Diaporthe batatas is the source of this 3699-nucleotide messenger RNA. RefSeq lists its product as uncharacterized. Gene Ontology annotation, biological process: biotin import across plasma membrane. The record is from RefSeq and is a predicted model, not a curated record. The transcript is spliced from 2 exons. Lineage: Eukaryota; Fungi; Ascomycota; Sordariomycetes; Diaporthales; Diaporthaceae. The coding region runs from base 413 to 2059 and encodes 548 amino acids. Gene Ontology annotation, molecular function: biotin transmembrane transporter activity; solute:proton symporter activity; dethiobiotin transmembrane transporter activity. Gene Ontology annotation, cellular component: membrane.
CACGCGGCCACAACGUUGACUCGCCGCCCCAAGCCGAACCGAGCAAAGUAGCGAGGACCGAAUCGGGCAUGGAAAUGCUGGGAUUGGCAUUCUCCACUUUGUCAUUCCGAUGGCCUAAACUGGCCCUUCCAGACCGUAACCCCGAAUCGGCCUAAAGCAUGUAUGUGGUGAGUGAAUAAAUCUCAUCGUCGUCUGGCCUUUGAUCGAAUUUUCUGGCCUGAGACUGAGACUGAGACUCACAAAACCCAGGUACAUUGCUCUUACUGGAGAGAGCUUCAUCAACAUCCAUCCAUUCCAGACACACACAUCUGGCUCGCUGAGGUUCCGACGAGACGUCCUCACUGUCUUCGCAAGCGGAGGUCUGGCCUGAAAAAACUGAUAGCACGCUCCUCCAUUGCUCUCCAGUUCCAGUAUGGCCACCGCCACCACCAAGACACCAGGGGCCUCAGCCACAGGUGAAAGCCUUAGUGUCGGCGACGACGAGUACACCAAGAAUGCCGUGGAACAGCCUCAUGACGCACAGGUCCUGACUGCGCCUCAGCACGAGGACUACCCCGUGGAGAGGGUCGAGGCAGUCUACCGGAAGCUGGACCUGCGCAUCAUCCCAGCCUUCUGGAUCCUGUACUUCCUCUGCUCCGCCAUCCGCUCCAACAUCGGGCUCGCCCAGACCAUGAACGCCGCCCAGGGCCACGACCUCAUGUCGGUCCUCAACCUGACGGCGCGCGACACGUCCACCGCCCUGGCCCUCUUCUACGUGUCAUAUGUCAUCUUCGACUGCCCCUCCAACCUGGUCAUGAGCAGGCUGAGCCCCCGCGUGUGGAUGGCCCGCAUCGUCUCCGCCGUCGGCCUGAUCGGCAUGUGCUUCGCCGCCGUGCGCGCAGCCUGGUCCCUCAAGCUGCUGCGCUUCCUGCUCGGCGUCGUCAUCGCCGGCAUGUGGCCUGGCAUGAGCUACUACCUGACCCUCUUCUACCCCCCGAGCCGCACCGGCAAGCGCAUCGGCAUGUACUUCAGCGCCGCCCAGAUCUCAGCCGCCGUCGUGGGGCUCGUCAGCGCUGGCUUCCAGAAGAUGGACGGCCUUGGGGGCCUCGUUGGCUUCCAGUGGAUGUUCCUCGUCUAUGGCGCCUUGGCCGUCAUUCUGGGUUUCACCUUGCUCUGGUGGCUGCCGGAUAGGCCCCUGCCCCCCGGUCAGAAGCGGGAGAGGUCAAGAUUCAUGAGGUUUCUGCCUGCGCCGCCCGAGGCUCUGAAGGGCGAGGACGCCCUGGUGCACUACCACGAUCUCAAGAGAGUCUACCACCCCAGGCCCUGGACGUGGGCAGACCUGGGCUAUGUGCUGAUCGACUGGCGCCUCUGGCCGCUGGUCCUGAUGUACUUUGGGGUCGUGGGCGUCGGCAUCGGCACCCAGCUCUACGGAAACGUCAUCAUCGCCUCCCUCAACCCGUCAUACACCAGCAUCCAGGUCAGCCUGCUGUUCGCCCCGAUCUGGAUCAUGGACUUCAUCGCCAUCCUGAUCGUCACGCCCAUCUCGGACCGCUUCCACCGCCUGCGGCCCAUCUUCUUCUCCUGCGCCGUCCUCAUCCAGAUCGCGGGUCUCCUGACCGUCACCUUCGCCCUGGGCAACCCCUGGGCCCGCUACGGCGGCCUGCUCAUGGUCGGCUUCGGCCUGGGCCCCACGGUGCCCAUCUGCAUGACCUGGACCAACGAGAUCUUCCAGCGCCGCCACGGCGAGGUCGGCGUCGCCGCCGCCGCCGCCCUCGUCUCCGGCCUCGGCAACCUCGGCAGCAUCACCACGACGUACGCCCUCUACACCGGCUGGCCCGAGGACGCCGCCCCGGGGCCACACAGGUACCGCCGCAGCAACCUCGCCAUGAUCGGCAUCCUGUGCCUCAGCAUCGUCGCCAGCUUCGCCAUGACCGUCCUGAUCCGGGUCUUUGGCAACGAGCCCAGUCGCAAGAUCGCCGGCGGCGAUGGCUCCAGUGAUGACGACUUCCAGGACGGCGCAGCUCGCCGCGAGCAGGUGCAGCGAGGCUUCGGCAGGCUUCGGCUCGGCCGGCGGGGCUAGGGGCCGGGCGUCCCAUUCCCCACCCCUCAGGCGCCCCCGUUCAGUUUGACUACAUACGGUCAUGCUGUCAAGGGGGAAAACGCCUUGGGCGUUGUGGGCAAAAUGCGACAAUGUGGUUCCUUUCAGCCUCGGGGUAGCGCAAAGUGCCCCCGAACCACGCCUUACAAAACAGGAUGCAUCAACUAUCCGCACGACGAUGUCAGGCGCAUGCAUUCUUCAACUUUCCAUUCUUAGUACACAAAGCCCCACCGAGGCCAGCUUGCCCGGGAUUCCUCUUGCGUAUUGAACGCCCUCUUGCCAAGCCUCAAAGUCUAAAAGUCACCAAGGCUAAGUAAGUGGGUUUCCUAACCUAACGGCGCGGCUGCGCCACCACUAGGGAGUGUAGCUCUCACGAGGCAUACCAAGCGGAUGAACGGAUCGAUAUCCGAGGCUCUUUCUGGUUAUUCUUUUUUCCUUUUGCAUUUCUGGCAUUCUUGUUCUUGUUGUUUCCUUUUUCAAUAUGAUACCCCAUCCGUGUUCGGAUAACGCUGUCUGUGCGAAGGUUCCAAGGUUACGGUUUUUCUUGGCUGGGAUAGAGAGCAAAUCCAUCCCAGGAGGGAGGAGCCACCUCGACAGCGAAAGUGCUUCUACGCCAUCGCUGGGACGGCGUAGGUCUGACGCGAGGAACCCCUGGCCGGCGACAAUGCUGCUGCGCUAUCGCCAUUGGCCGGUUCUUCGUGGGCUCGCGUUCGUUUAUUUUCUUUGUGGCUUAGUUUAUAAUGUAGAUGGAGAAGACGAGAGAGAGAGAAAGUGGCAAGGAUAUAAUUACAUGGGUAUUUUUGCACCUGGAGGAAUUUGAUAAGCGGGUUGGAUGGCUGCAUCGACUGGUCGGUCCUUUUGCCACUGUUGAAAAGUGGUGCUGCCUGCGGGAGCUGAGGGCUCCCCGUGAGGCUGAAAUUUGAGUCGUUUGCGUACCCCCCACCCCCCAUCUUCCCUUGAAGUGUUGUCAUUUUAGCCUGUGACACUGUGAUGAAUGACACAAAGUGUUCUGUAGGAAUGUGUAAAAUGCUAAUGGUCUUCCGGAUGGGCCGCGCUGCUUACGGCUUCGGAAUUUCCCGACAUGCAAGUGCAGGCCUCUGAGACUUGUGUGACAACACCGCCUCGGCCGAGAAGUCCGCCAGCAGGCCUCCCCUUGGCCUGGCCACACCAAAGGACCUACCAAGGUACCCAGCAUUCCGCGCCUUGAAUCUCGACCCAGCCUUGCCCCAUCACCAAGGGGACAAGAGCCUCAUCCUUGUCGAACCCGCCAGUCUGCUUACCUGGGUACCUGGGCUGCCAUUACUCAACCGAGACUCACGGAAAACUUGGACUGAUGACAAGUCCGAUGGCCUUUUUGUUUCCUACCAGUACAAUCACGCAAGCAUGAGAGUCGACGCCAUCAUUAUACCUCAUCAACAGCCCAACCAACGAACGGACUAAACCUCACAGUCUUGAAUUUUACAAAAUCUGUCCUUUUUCUCCCGUGUCACAAACAUUCUAGCGGAGACCAUGGACCUCUCCAUCUUGUGAGAAGAAUUUAAUCUUGUAGAUCCAGUGGGGCUUGAACCAUUGCCCACAGCCCAAAACCUCAUUCCAGUUCUCCUUGAACACGAAAAUGUUCA